UUCACAGUUCUUCUCAAAUCUACGGAGAUUAUCAUGCAUUUUGGCUCAACUGUUUUCGCCAAAAGUAGGGCAUCCGAGCAACGCCUUUCAAUACGUUCACACAGGAAGUUUCAGCCUAUAAAACACCUGCCUGCUGCUAUGGUUUUGCCUCAUUCCCUCCCAGAAACUCCAUCAUGCUUACUUCCCGUUCCAUCAUUUUUGCGCUGCUAAUCUUCAUCGCUGGCGCCAAUGCGUGUCCACAGUGCCCACUUACAGUCGAGUGGGCAGGUGGUUUCAUGAAGCGGGAGAAUAUCCUCCCAGGGCCAGUAGCCCAUACCACAUUGUGUCUUUACAUCGAUAUUAAGAAUAGCGUCUCACCAGGGGUGGAGUGUGUGUAUGAGACCGCCACCGGCAAGUUGACAAAAAAGCUUGGGCAUUGUCCGGCUACAGUACCUGUGAAGGCAAACUGCUGAAUGUGAUGUGAAGAGGUGGGGGAGACGAGAUACCCAGGAGGAGCAAUGUUUAUCUGCAGACAGCCGG
This is a messenger RNA of Suillus paluster, 519 nucleotides long. RefSeq lists its product as uncharacterized. The coding region runs from base 174 to 452 and encodes 92 amino acids. The record is from RefSeq and is a predicted model, not a curated record. The transcript has 3 exons. Lineage: Eukaryota; Fungi; Basidiomycota; Agaricomycetes; Boletales; Suillaceae.